Molecule: messenger RNA, 2152 nt
Organism: Paramacrobiotus metropolitanus
Lineage: Eukaryota; Metazoa; Tardigrada; Eutardigrada; Parachela; Macrobiotidae
Product: conserved oligomeric Golgi complex subunit 6-like
Exons: 11
Coding region: 114-2039 (641 amino acids)
Biological process (GO): intra-Golgi vesicle-mediated transport
Cellular component (GO): COG complex
Source: RefSeq, a predicted model, not a curated record
GAUGAGUUGUUAUUUAUACUUAUUUUUCUGAAUUCACCAGUUCUUUCUUCUUGAUAUUCGAAUAAGUAAAGCGUUUGGUAAAUAUUAACCGCAUUUAUUAGUUUUCGAGUAAAAUGGAGGCUUUGUCAAAUGGUGACGAUUUCCAUAAUAAUCAUGCAGUUGAUCUGGAAGAAAUGCGUACGGAACACCCUUUCUCGCUGCGAGUACGAAGGAUCUGCGAAACACCUGUGAACCAAGAGUUGUUCGCCGCUUUGAAUAAUUACGGUUCGUUGGCCACGAACGUAAGGGAAAUGCACGGCAAAAAUCUUCAAACCGAAAUUGAAAAACAGGCUCUUGCCGGACACAAGAAUUUUAAGAUGGACAUGGAGAAAGUGUUGUUGAAUUUGGAACAAGAAUACGCUGAACUGGGAAUCGUGCACAGUAGCAUUGUGGAAAAAAUUGAAUAUCUUCGGGCAUUGAAGGAGAGCUCCAGGAAAUUUAUGGAUCGCUCUCGUGCGAUUGACACGGCACUGAAGGAAAACGAUCUGAAGUUACGGUUGGCGAAAACGUUUUUCGCGCGUUUCAUGUUCACUUCUCGAGAAAUCGAUCUGCUAACCAGAGCAGAUUAUCCAGUAAACCAGGAGUUUUUCGAUGCUCUUAAUCGCACACAUACCAUUCGCGAAGAUUGCAAAAAUCUUCUCCGUUUGCCAUCGGCGUCCGAAAUGUUGGGUCUGCAUCUUAUUGAAUCAGUGGGAAAGUAUCAGGAGACCGCAUACCAACGACUAUAUCGCUGGUGCAUGGAGGAAUCUCGCAAAUUGACUGGGGAAACUCCAGUUGUGACGCCAUUGUUCUGUCAUGCCCUGGAAGUAUUGUCAUUUCGCCCAGCCAUUUUGGGCGCUGUCCUAGAGGAAUACGCACUGAUAAGAAAGACAUACCUAUUGAACGCUUUUAUUAGCGCCCUUACUCAAGGGUCGUCCAUGAGUGCACGGCCGCUGGAAUUGCAUUCAUAUGACACACUUCGUUAUGCCACGGAUAUUUUGGGAUGGAUUCACCAGGCCGUAGCCACCGAAAAAGAUUACUGGAGUUCGUUAACGCGAAACGUUCCCCAGGCAGUAGCGGACAGUCAGAUGUGUCAGGUUAUGAACAUGAUAACAGAGGGCUUGGUUGGGGCUUUAAAAUCCAGGAUUGACCGGAUUCUGCAGUCCAGUCCGAGCCCAGUGGUGCUGUAUAAAAUUCGUCAUUGGAUUAAUUUUUAUAUUGGCAAGAUCAGACAAUCUGUGAAAAAUGAUGAAAAUGCGCUAGUAAAGCUCCUUGUGGAAUCUGCCACGGCCGUGCAUACGCAUUACAUUGCUGGAUUAAAGAGCUUAGCCGCGCAUAUCGGGAAGAAGAUCGAGGUCCCUUCUGAAAGUCUGGAGCCCGUGCAAUCGCUUACUAGCGCUCUGACACUAUUAAAAGAGAUCAUUGUAUGUCAGCAAACCUUGCAUGCCGAUGACCGGGAAGCCGGACAGGACGCGGACAUUUUGAUUGGCAUUGUCCUGGAGCCGCUCCUGCAGAUGUGCAAUGAAUCAGCUAGCCAUGUUACCCCUUACAGCCCCAGCGUGUCCGCUGUUUACCUGCUUAAUUGCUUGUACUUGGUUCAGAGUACACUUUUCAGUGGGGAUAGACUGUUGGGAGAUCCACGCAGUAAUCUGAUUAAACAGCAGUGUGAAGCCCAUAUUGAUACAUUGGUGAAUUCCAUUGUGCACUCCGUAUUGACUUCUGUACGGAUGCGACCUUUGUUAGAAACUCUAAAAUCGCCAGAAGAAACAAGAGUCAUUCCGGACGAUUUGGAAAUGGAGCAGUUUUUGACGCUUUUUGAUCGUUAUUUGGCCAGUUCAGAUGAGUAUAAUUCAAGCGAGCUUCGAUUGCUUAUGUCUGUUCCCACUCGAAAUUUGAUAUCACAACGAUCGCAGCGCGUCAUUUCUGAGCUUUACGAGCAGCUGUACCCAGCUUUGAUGGGCAGUCGAUUCGCCGGUGUAGUCAAAAAUCCAGAUCUGGUUAAACGGCUUUUAUCGACUUGACCGCCUUGUUUUGUUUUGUGUUCUUUUGGUGUUUUAUUUUUUGUUUAGCGGCAGUUUUAUUGCAAUCUGAGAAACUUCUAUGGGAGUAAAUUUGUGUCCUUGUAAACUGAGAC